AUCAUUUUUAGGAGGAAUUUUAAGUUAUACGCUACGAAACUUGUUAUCGAUGCUACAGAACACUAAUCACCCAUCUGAUAUUUUGAAUCGAAGUGGCUUUGAUAAACAGUAUGAGGAAUAUAAACAAGGCCUACAACUUACUCAGUGUGUCGUAAAUAUAUUUCAAGAAAAAUGUGAACUUCAGUCAAACUAUUCACGAGCCCUAUCAGUAUUAAGUGGUCGUUUACGUGAUACCGUAUCUAAAACAACCGGUGGAACUGUACACACUGCAUGGUUAAGAAUAGCCGCAGCAUUUGAAAUGGAGUCUAAAUUAAAUGAAAAAUUUGCUGAAAAUUUGGUAAACAAUCUAAUUGGUCCAUUGAAGGAUUUAAUUGAAACAUUGAAAAAAGACAAAAAGCCACUAAAGAAAUUAGUGGAUAAAGAAACAGAAAACUUGUUAUCUCAAUACGAAAUGGAAUUUCGUGCAAGACAAAAAUUAUUUUCAUGUUUUCGUAAUUAUGAACGAGUUUACAAUAAUUAUGUGAAUCGAAUAGAUCAACAGCAGCAGCAGCAACAAAAACAAACACAUGUCCACCGGCAACAACAGGGCGAAAAUAAUGAACUCAGUCACAACUGGCGCAGUCUUAGUUUGAAUCGAUCUGACACAGUUAGUCUCUGUACUAUAGACUCUACAAGCACUAGUACAUCUGAUCAUGAUUCAUUAAAGAAUUAUUCACUAGGGAAACGAAAUUCAAUUGAUUAUCACGCUAAACCAGUGACAAGUACAUCUUCCGGAUCAGUAGUAGCAGCAGUAAACACUACAAAAUCGUCUACUUUAGCAUCAGUCAACGGAAAUAUGGACUCUAGAAAUUAUCUUUCCUCACCUACAACUACUCCUGUUUCUUUGAACUGUUCACCAUCACGUUUAAGCUUUUUGUAUACUUCUUUACCACCGUAUAGAAAAUGUACAAAAAGCUCAAGUUUUGCAACAGCUGAUUUGAAGUCAAAUAAUACUGUUAGACGUCAUAAUAGUUUAUCAUCUGGAGAUGUAAAUACCAAGAAGUUAUUAACAGUAUCUAAGUUAAAGAAUGCAUAUAAUACAACUCUUACGGACUAUUAUCGAGCUUGUAUAUCAGCUGAAGAGGCUAGAAUAGACUGGCAUACGAGAAUGCUAAAGUGUUUCAAUGAUCAACAAACGUUAGAAAGUCAACGGUUAGAUGGUUUAACCAAAGGUUUAACAGUUUAUCGUAAUACUUUAGAUGAUAUCCUACCGAUUUGGAAAGCUGCUAUCAACGAAUUAGCUAAUGGUAUUAGUUUAGCUGAUCCAUUAUUGGAUUUACAAAAUUUUCGACGUCGUUCAUAUAUAGACGAAUCUCUUGAAAUGUCAUCACAACAAUUAACAACUAAUGGUUCUGAUAGUUCAGUGAAAUCAAAAAUAUCUGCUAAUGUUGGGUGUUCACUUCAACGUCUUAUUGAUUUUCCAUGUGAAAACAUGCUCCUUCUACGACAUCAUCGACUACACGAAGAAGAAUCAGAGGAGAAAUCAUCCUCGAAGUCGAGAGCAUUUAAUAUUCUUCGGAAGAAAUCGCAAACAAUUAAUGGGAAGAUUAAAGAAGGUACAUCCUCAACUUCUACUGGUUUACAAUCAACAUCAAAAUUAGCAUUGGCAUUAUCACCAAUACCGUCAGCCAGUCUACGUUCAGUAAUUCAGCAUUAUUUAACAAAACAAUCAAUGUUAACUUUACUCGAUAUGUUGGCUAAAGAUGUUGAAAAAGAACGUCGUACUAAAAAGGGGUUAACAAAUCUAGUUCAAGUAUACGCCCAUCAACCAGCCUAUACAGAUAUGAAUACACUUAUGGAAGCACGUCGUCGUUUAUACUUCUCUCGAGUACGUCUCACUUAUCUAACAUGUUGUCGCCAAAAAUUGGCGCAUAAUUUAAAACAGCUGCAUGCAUUAGAAACUAUGGGUGACAGUAAUUCAACAGGCAAUUCAACACUAACAUCAUCAGAUAUCGAAUUACCUUUGUGUUUAAGUCAAGCUGGCUUCUCAAAAUUAGUUCUAGAUUCACAUAUAUCACCUGAGCAAAGCAAUAACAAUACUGGUAUUAUUAACAGUUCUAUGGACCACGGUAAAAAGUCCUAUUUGAUUACAUCUCGUUGGGUGCAUCUACCUGAUUUGGACAGAUUGCCUAAUCAUGGAGGAAAUUUAAUCGAAUGGCCUCCAUUCCCAGUUAACGACAUUGUAAAUGAAGAUCUUACUGAUAGUGUUUUCCAAUGGGAUAUUGAAAAUAUUCGUGAAUGCCUGCAUACACAAAACUCAUAUUGGAUAUUAGAAAAUGCCAUCAACAAUGACAAUAGUCUAGAAACUCAUCAUGAAACCAUAUCGAAUUGUACAGAUUCUAAAUUAUCUGCUAAUGGACAUGAUGAUAAUAAUCAACAGUCGUCUGGUAAAGAAUUCUCAAACAAUCAGUCCAAUUUCACCGCAAUUACAAUUAAAUCAACUAAAGAUAAACGGGAUGGAAGUGCUUCACGUUCAGCGAUACCAGAAGUGAAGAAAUCCAAUGAUACUACUAAAGGUACAUUGCGCAUUAGUGAUACUAGUGAUACUAAUGAGUCAGGACACGGACGUCAGUAUACACCUUCGAAUCGAUCCUCUAAACAAGUUAUUUCAAAGGGAAAAUCACCAGAUUUGUCUACAGCUGGAGGGAAACAAAUAAAGCCUACUUCUGGUAUCUCUACUACUAUUACUACUAAUGGGGCUAAGAAUACACUACUACUACUACUACUACUACUACUACUAAUUUUUCAAAGGAUUCCCUUAGUGGGUCAAGAAAGCCAAUUAUAAAAACACCAACACUAGCAGUAGAUGAGAUUGAGGCAGAUGACUCUGUGAUAAGUUCUGUCUCGUCUCCUUCAACCGCUCCAAUCACUCGUUCGCCAUCGACUACUACUACUGCUACUACUACUACUGUGAACAGCAAAGUGUCUAAAGAAAACUUAACUACAAGUAAUUUUUGGUCUCGUUUCGGCUAUGGAUCACGUGGGACGCUUAGCCAACAACAAUCUGUCUCUAAUCAACCUAGUUACAAUUCGCUUAAGUUGGAUAAGAGUAAUACCAACAGCAAUAGUAAUAUUAUACAGUGUAAUAAUACAAUGAAGAAGAAAACAAUAAUUAAAUCGGAUAUUUCGGGACCAUCAAGUUUACGAUUUGCUAACAUUCCAAAUAGUUCUUCUACAGAUUCUGGUAACAGUACUAGUUCAAUGGAUAUUCGACCUAGUCCCGCACGUAAAUCAGUUCAUUUUCACGCUGAUGUCAUUAAAAAGGAUGAGGGUGUUCACGUUAACGACAGCUGCGAUAUGGAUUAUGAAAAUUGGUCUUCAGCUAAUUUUAAGUGUUUAGGUUGGGCAAAAGUACAACAGAAUUAUACGCCUCGUCAGUCGACAGAGAUUUGUUUACAAGAAGGUGACAUUGUCAGUAUUUAUCGUAAAGAUAGUCCAGAUUGGUGGUUCGGUGAAGUGAAUGGUACAAAGGGGCGUUUCCCGGUCAGUCAUGUGGAAGAGUUUUAAACAGUUUUUCUUUUCUUUAUUCUCCUUGGUCAAAUCACUGAGCUACUCAAAAUUUCCAUCCUCCAAUUUUCUCUAUUUCUUAAUCUUUUUUCUAAUCACAUUCAAUCAUGCAACUUGUUUUGCUUGCUUUUUCAAAUUGGCUUUCAACCUGCUAUUGUGCGCAUUUCUUGAAAGUGAGAGAUGAUUUCACAUAAGCAGCGGGGGGGGGGUCGUUAUGCUUCAUUCAAAUAGAACAGCGCAUUUGGCGUCACUUGAUGAUAUACUAUAGAUGCAUUCUGCAUUCUGCAAUUAAGUUACACUGAGGAUACUGUACAUUGUGUAAACACUUUUGUCCAGAAUAAAGUUGUGAUCACUAUUAUUAUUAUUAUUAUUAUUACCGUUAUUAUACCCUACAAAUAAUAUGUUGUUUUUUAUUUUAUUUUUUAUUUAUUUUCAUCUAAAUCAUUUUUAUUGGAGUACUUUGUUUUUGAAAUAGAGAGAGGUAUUCAUUUGUUUUUGUCAUGCUUCAAUAUAUACAUAUAUAUAUAUAUAUAUAUACAUGCAUUAUAUAAAGAGACAUUAACUCAUACAAGACCAGAUUAUCAUCUAUCUCUAUCCCUGUGCUAUUGGUAGACAAAGAGAGAAGUUUAUGAAUAAAUAUUUUUCUUGACUAAUAUCUAAUUUAGCCUUUCUUUGUUUCCACAUUUACAUUGUGAUUAUAACUCAUGUUUAUUAAAUUUAGUUAUUCUAUUACGUAACUGUAAAUAUUCUUAUUCAACUUCUCUUAUUAACAAUGAUGAUGAUGUUGAUAACAAUUCGUCACUUUUGUUACUGUCCUCUUUAGUGAGUGAGUGAAGAAAAAUUGUAUAUUUAUAAAUAAAUGCAAUUGUGCAGAUAGGUAAAGUGUAAAAUGAAUUCACGUCGAUAAGAUCCUCUUCUUCAUUGAACACUACUUCUUUUACCAUUUAUAAAUUUGUAUGAGAUCAUUGCCUUAACUUAUUCAAGAGACUUAUAAAACUAGGGAUUAAAAUCGUCUUCAAUGCUGCAUCAAGUGUUUUUGUAAAUAUACACCUCUAUAUGACUACUGUAUAUGUAUUAAAGCUCAUCUCUGUUUUAUUGUUUAUUGAACACGUUGAACCGGAUGUAUAUAAACAAAAGUAUUGUCAAUACGUGUACUUUGUAUACUGUUCUCGUUCUACUUAGAUUCAUUUUAUGAAUAUAGGGUAAUUAUUGCUUAUAGUAUUCAGUCAGAUAGAGGAUAGAAUAAUUAAAGUCAACAAAACAGAUUAUAAAUAAGUGAGACAAUAUAUAUCAAAGCUUUCUUUGAUAAUAACAAUUGCAAAGCUUGUAUUUGAAUAACUGUCAUUAUGCGCCAUUAUUGAUUGAUUGAUUCCAUUCGGGAUUCUUACUUUACCAGUGUAUUUUCCAUUUUUUUCUGUUGUGUUUUUUAUAUUCUUUUUCAUUAGUUGAUUUCGAAUUGCGCCAACUUGUUUUUUUCGAAAUCCCGUUGAAAAAUAUUCUUGUAUUCAUUACA
Messenger RNA from Trichobilharzia szidati, 5059 nucleotides. Lineage: Eukaryota; Metazoa; Platyhelminthes; Trematoda; Strigeidida; Schistosomatidae. The record is from the annotation of a GenBank genome assembly.